AUGGCCGACGCUCGCCUGCUGGAGGAGCUCGAAAAGUUCGCUACGCGGCCGGAUAUCCUAAUCAUGGGCGACUUUAACGCGCCUCAUAUUGACUGGAGUUCGACCCAUGCAAAUAGCUCAGAACAGACCUUCGAUAGGAGUUUUCUGAACACGGCACUGAAGCUAUUUCUCACUCAACACGUCAUGUUACCAACUAGAGUACGCGAAGGUCAACAAGCCAACUGCCUUGAUCUUGUCCUUACGAAGUCACAGGACAGCAUUGAUGAGGUGUCAUGCCUACCCCCCUUAGGUAAAAGUGACCACGUCGUUCUUCUAUGGGAUAACUCGUUUUUUUCCAUGCCCAAGACACCCGUGACAGUUAGAAGAAACCUUUUGCGUGGGGAUUUCGACCAAAUGAGGGCUGAAAUUUCACGCAUUGAGUGGGAGUCCAUAUUUGUUGGGACCAUACUCGAAGACUGGCAACGGUUCCGAGAAAUUCUGCACGAACUGAUCGUAAACCACUGUCCGCUUUCACGGAAGAGGUUAAUUAACAGACCUCGAUGGCUUACGCAAGCCUUGAAGAAUGAAGUGAAUAAAAAACGACGGCUGUGAAAAAAAUCGCUUUCUGACAGGAGCCCCACAUCUAUAUGCGCGUACAAAAUUCAAAGAAAUCGAGUCAAGGGCCUUAUCCUCAAAACUAGAAGGGAAUUCGAACGGGAUCUGCUUAACCGUGCCGCGGAGAACCCUAAAUUAUUCUACGGUUACAUUAGGCAGUGCACGCGGAACAAGGACCCAAUACCUCUGCUAAGGACUGCUGAAGGCGAACAUCUCACUGACGACAGGGAGAAAGCUGAUCACCUUUCAGAAUUUUUUCGGUCUGUUUUAGUAGCGAAACAGUAUUCAACCCUUCGGACCCUCAAUCCUUCGAAGACACCCCAAUUAUAGAGACCGUCCAGUUCACUGAGAGUAUGGUUCUGACGGAGUUGCUGUGGCUAAAGGAAUCCAAAUCACCAGGUCCCGAUGAGAUUCCGGCGAAGAUUUUGAAGGAACUCGCCGGUGAGUUGUCUAAGCCACUCUCCAUGCUUUUCCAUACAUCCUUCGAGACCGGAUAUCUGCCACCCGACUGGAAGUCGGCGUGGAUUACGCCGCUGUACAAGGGCGAAGUCGGGUCUCUGCGAACAAUUACAGACCUGUCAGCCUCACCUCCAUUUGCUGUAAGAUUAUGAAGAAGAUAAUAAAGCAACAAUUAAUGCAGUUCCUUGAACAAAACCAUCUUUUUUCCGAUUCCCAGCAUGGAUUCCGCAAAGGCAGAUCCUGUGUGACAAACCUGCUCUACUGUCUGGAACACUGGACUAGGGCUGUUGAUAGAAGACAUAUGGUGCAUGUAAUCUAUAUCGACUUAAAAAAGGCCUUCGAUAGUGUGCCUCACCACCGCCUUCUAUACAAACUUAGCCGUGAAGGAGUGCGAGGUAAGCUUCUGAUGUGGAUUCGAAGAUUUUCAAUCGGCCGCUCUCAAGUCGUCUACGUCGGUGUCCAACAAUCUGCCGAGGUUGCCCUUAAGAGUGGUGUUCCCCAAGGCCCUGUUCUUGGCCCUACACAGUUCCUCGUAUACGUCAAUGACUGCGCAAACGAACUGAAUUGCGAUGUCGCAAUGUUUGCCGAUGACAUAAAGAUCUGGAGUACCACACGAAGCGAAGAUGACGAGGCGCGACUGCAGACAAAUCUGGACCACCUCGAGCAAUGGUCGAAAGACUGGCUUCUACCGUUCAACGUAAACAAGUGUAAUUUCCUACGCGUCGGCAGAACCAGUUCUCCUAACCACACGGUCUACCGUCUGACUGGCAAACCACUGCAAGAAGUCGACGCCCAGAAGGACUUGGGUGUAUGGAUCACAACCUCGCUUAAGCCUUCCCUGCAAUGUUCAAAGGUGGCCAAGUCGGCGAUGUCCAUUCUAUACCUUGUCAAACGGGCGUUCUCCUCCUUUGAUGAAGACUGCUUCACCAAGGUCUUUCAAACUAUUGUGCGACCGCAUCUGGAGUUUGCUAUUCAAGCAUGGCGACCCUGGACCGCUAAAGACUUCGGCAUACUCGAAAAAGUUCAACGGCGAGCAACGAAACUUUUAUCUGGGCAUUGGUCACUACCCUACGAAACACGAUUAGCUAAUCUUGACCUCUUUCCUUUGAGUUACAGACAGCUACGUGGGGACCUGAUACAAGCUUUCCGCAUCGUGCGCAAUCAGGGAUGCUGCCUCGCAUCUGGAGACUUCUUCGAGUUGGCGACUACGAUUAACCUGAGAGGCCAUCCACUCAAACUGCGUGUGGCUGGUGCCCGGCAAGACCCGAAAGUUCUUAUACUCCAACAGAGUGGUUGUAGCUUGGAAUGCCUUGCCUGA
Messenger RNA from Spirometra erinaceieuropaei, 2371 nucleotides. NCBI's taxonomy places the organism in Eukaryota, Metazoa, Platyhelminthes, Cestoda, Diphyllobothriidea, Diphyllobothriidae. The record is from the annotation of a GenBank genome assembly.